Laetiporus sulphureus 93-53 is the source of this 1137-nucleotide messenger RNA. Its product is annotated as phosphoglycerate mutase-like protein. Bases 74 to 886 code for a protein of 270 amino acids. The transcript has 7 exons. The record is from RefSeq and is a predicted model, not a curated record. Lineage: Eukaryota; Fungi; Basidiomycota; Agaricomycetes; Polyporales; Laetiporaceae.
AGUACCCGGAAACGCGGGUGGUCGCGCUCGCGUCUCUUUGAGUAUAGCUUGCCUCUGAUCAACCGUGGUCGUCAUGAUUGAGACGAUAUAUAUCGCCCGCCAUGGAUUCCGGCUGAACUGGGUGACCAAUGACUGGGCGUCUGCAACAGGCCUGCCCCGCGAUCCGCCACUCGCUGCAUACGGUUUGACGCAAGCCCAUGAACUGGCUGAUUUCUUCCUGUCGCUUCCUCCCGAAGAGCGGGCCACAGCCAUUUUUUCGUCACCAUAUUAUCGCUGUCUGCAAACUUGCCGCCCGACGUCGGUUGCUCUUGAUGUGCCAAUAUACGUAGAACAUGGACUAUCCGAGUGGUAUUCCCCGGUUACUCCAGGUACUGGACUGCAUCCACGUCCCGCCAACGCUGCAACUCUUCGAGGCCAUUUUCCCAAAAUUGACGACUCGUGGUCGUCAGUGUGGUACCCAUCCAGGAAAGGGGAAGACGUGGAGCAGUGUCAUGAUCGCUGCAAUGGUCUUCUUCAAGCCUUGAUACCCGAGAUUCAACGGAAGUUUGGGGGCAAGCAUAAGCGAAUCCUAUUGAUCAGCCACGCAGCGACAAUCAUCGCGCUCGCGAGGGAAUUACUUGGUGACCGAAGCAUGCCUCUGAGGGUGGGAUGCUGCUCCUUGACCGAGGUCUGCUCGACCCAGAAUGAACCACCCGUUGGGCACUGGAGACCCAAGCGGUUGGCCGACGGCAGUCACCUGAAAGAAGGUGCCUCUCGAGAUUGGGGGUUUGAGGACAUUGUGAUUGCCGGUGGAAAGGUCAUCACCGAUCCCGGGCAACCAGGAUCUGAGCACGAAUUCGACGAACCUGUAGGCCUCUGUCUUCCGGAUGCGACGUCGAGAAUGUAGAGCUCCUCUAACAUGUGCUGGAGAGUGCAUCCAACAUAGAUUAUCAUUCCUUCUCAUUGCGCUGGCUAACAACACUGUUCGUACAUACUCUAGAAGCAUCCGGUCGCAUACCCAAACAGCUAGAAUGUGACGUAUGCACUGGCGUAGCUGACGCUCGAGUCUUUGAUUGUCAAACACUUGCUGCUCUGUUCGUACCUUACCCACUGGAGCUUCGGGACCUUGCCUUCCUUCUGCAGCGUUGUCAACGCUCC